Molecule: messenger RNA, 1949 nt
Organism: Pelmatolapia mariae (spotted tilapia)
Lineage: Eukaryota; Metazoa; Chordata; Actinopteri; Cichliformes; Cichlidae
Gene: cdc6
Product: cell division cycle 6 homolog (S. cerevisiae)
Exons: 12
Coding region: 98-1906 (602 amino acids)
Biological process (GO): cell division; DNA replication initiation; mitotic DNA replication checkpoint signaling
Cellular component (GO): nucleus
Molecular function (GO): DNA replication origin binding; ATP hydrolysis activity
Source: RefSeq, a predicted model, not a curated record
GGAUAAGCGCUGUUUGGGAGGCCAGAGAGAAAAGAAAACACGUUUUGCUUUGUACCGAGAGGACUUCUAUCAAGUUAAUUUAAGAGGUUAAUCCAAAAUGCCCAGCACACGCUCCCAGGGACGAGCUCAGCCCACACUUCAGUUCCCUCGACGUAAAUCCUGCAGAGUUUCCUCCCGCUCCAAGAAGCCGGAGCCCCAGAAGUCACCAGCUGUGUCACCAACCAAACCAGAACCUCAGCCCCAGGCCCCGGGUCUGACCCGGAUCGGACCCCUCUCCCCGAGACGUCCCAUUAACUUGUCCACCCCACUGUCCCCCAGACGCUACACAGACCAGCCCACUCCUCUCUCCCCAACGCGGCCAGUCGCCGUCUCGUCCUCUCUCUCACCCAGACGCACUUCAGCCCAGCCACCAGCACCGUCCUCCCCUCGUCUCCAAAGCCGGAUUCCCCUCAGCCCUCGAAAGCGCAUAGGUGAUGACAAUGGCUGCAACCUUAGUACCUCCCUGCAGUGCUCACCUACAAAACAGAGCAAGCUGAGCCUGGCCUCACCACGAAAACUCGGCUUUGAUGAGAACUCACCGGUCCAGGCUCGUCGUCAGCUGAUCCCAUCCUUGGGACAACAGACUUCCACUGCCAAAUCAUCUCCGAAACGAGAAGAAACGCCUACUGGGAGCCCCAUCCAUAAAAAUCUGAGCAAGAAGCCACCCGUUGCUCGACUGUUUGGAGAAAAGUUGAGGUUUCAGAGUGUGAAGCAGGCGCUCCACACUGCCAUCCCUGAGCGCCUUAUGUCCCGAGAGGCCGAGCGGACCUCCAUCAGGUCCUUCCUGGAGGACAAAGUAUUUCAGCAUGUUCCCGGCAGCCUCUACAUCUCUGGAGCCCCGGGAACAGGCAAGACAGCCUGCCUCAACUGUGUGCUGCAGGAGAUGAAGGCUGAGCUGUCGUCAGUACAGACGGUGAUGGUGAACUGCAUGAGUCUGAGGAGCUCCCAUGCCGUCUUUCCACUGCUGGCUGACAAACUGAAGGCAUCUGGCGGUCAGAACGGACUGCAGAGGUUCCUGACAGCCCCGGGGCCCACUGUUCUUCUUGUUCUGGAUGAGAUGGAUCAACUGGACAGCAAAGCCCAGGAUGUCCUCUACACAAUCUUUGAGUGGCCGUACCUGCCAAAGUCUCGCCUCUGUCUCAUCGGUAUUGCAAACGCUCUAGAUCUGACUGACCGGAUCCUGCCCAGACUGCAGGCUCGUCCCCAGUGUCGCCCUCUGCUGCUGCACUUCCCUCCCUACAGCCGGGAGGAGCUCACAGCUAUUGUACAGGACAGACUUGUACAGGCGUCGGCUGAAGGGCUCCUCGACGCUUCUGCACUUCAGUUCUGUGCCAGGAAAGUUUCAGCUGUGUCGGGAGACGCCAGGAAAGCUUUGGACAUCUGCAGGAGAGCAGUUGAGAUUGUAGAGUCUGAUGAGAGAAAAAAAGCAAGUGAUCCAAAGGGUGAAAGUAAAGCGUCCCGGGUCAGCCUGCCGCAGGUUGCGAGAGUGCUGUCGGAGGUCUACGGCGACCGCAUGGCGUCUCAGAGCAGCGGUUCAGAGGGAGAGAGUUUCCCCCUGCAGCAGAAGCUGCUGGUGUGCUGCCUGCUGCUGCUCAUCCGCAAUGGGAAGAGCAAAGAGAUCGGCUUGGGAAAGCUCCAUGAGGUUUACAGCCGCCUGUGCGCUCAGAGGCAGGUGUCUGGAGUGGGUCAGGGCGAGUGUUUGUCGCUCUGCAGUCUGCUGGAGAGUCGAGGAAUCUUUGCCCUGAAGAAAGCCAAAGAGGCUCGUCUCACUAAGGUGUUCCUGAAGAUCGAGGAGAAAGAUGUCGAAAAUGCUCUGAAGGAUCGAACGCUGCUGGGCAGCAUCCUCGCUGGAGGACUCCCCUUGUGAUCGUUCACUCUUUUAAAGACUCAUUUUUAAGGUUGCACAAUGA